UUUGUUCUAUGGAGCCGGCCCUGUAGCGAAAGGAGAGGAAAAUGGCGGAGGCGAAGCAGGAGCACCCACGUCUCCUCCUCCACAACUUCCUUACCCUUCAUCAAUGCAAGGAGCUGGAGUUCAUACACAAAAGCAACAGCACGGUGGGUUACAGAGCGAACGUGUUCUCCACCACUCUCUCCCAUCUCAUCGCCACCAACUCCCCCCACCUUCUCAUGCCUUUCGUUCCCAUCCGAGAGAGGUUGAAAGAGAAGGUAGAGGAGUUCUUUGGGUGUGAGUAUGAGCUCUGUGUUGAAUUUACCGGUUUAAUCAGCUGGUGUCGAGGAGCAAGCAUUGGAUGGCAUAGUGAUGAUAACAGGCCCUAUCUUAAACAACGUGCCUUUGCGGCAGUCUGCUAUUUGAACGGUUAUGGGAAGGAUUUCAAAGGUGGACUUUUUCACUUCCAGGAUGGGGAACCAACAACUAUUGAGCCCUUGGCUGGAGAUGUUGUGAUUUACACAGCUGACAGCCGCAACAUUCAUUCUGUAGAUGAGAUUACCGAUGGGGAAAGACUUACACUUACGUUAUGGUUCAGCCGUGAUGCGUCCCAUGAUGAAGAUGCCAAGCUUGUUUCCCUUCUCUCACAAAGCCUAUUACACAAUAACAUGCCUGGUGAAUGCCUACCCUUACCGGCAUCCAGUAAUAUGUACUGGUUUUCACCCAACCAAACUUCUCAUAAGCACUUGGGCUUUGAUAUAUGCUGGGCAAGACUACACAUUCUUGGAUUUGAUGUUUAUUCUUAUGAGGACAGAAGUAGUGAUUCAGAUUUCUCAGAGUUACCGAUGAAGCCUCUGCAAUUAGCAAGGGAAAAUGAGUUGCUCGAUCAUGACUUUGUCAACAUUUUGCAUGCGCUUCAGGUUGUGCAGUUUUACUGUUGGAAAGCCUCUGGUUUGCAGACUUCCAAAGUUACAAUAGACAGCGGAAAGGUGGUAGAACUCUCUCAAUGGCAAAGGGAAAAAAUUAAUUGCUUGAAAUCUGUAUUCUUAAAGGAUCAUCAACUGGCUGAGAUGGUGUUCAGCUGCAUGACUAGCAAUGUGAGGGGAUUACCUUUCUUUGAUUGGGCAGUUUUUAAUUCUGCAGUUGCUUUAUGGGAAGAUUAUGCCUCAAAGUUACGUGAACAACUUGUUAGAAGCUUUCCAUACUGGAGGACCCAUCAAUCUAUAUUUGAUGUUCCAUAUGAUGGGUGUUGAAAUGCAUAUUGGAUGUGCUCUAUGAUCUGUCUGUGUAUAGUAGAUAGUAGAUGUCUCCUCCAGAGACCCUUGCCUCACCGGAACAGUGCUUCCUCCUCGCCCGUCGCCGUGGAUCCCGCUUUGUGUACUGCUACUGAUGGCUUGACCUAAUUGCACUAGCAAUAAACCCCUAUGAUUGUGUAUGUGGAGUGUGGCUGCUAGGGUUUUCUAAGUCCUUUAAUAAGAGAACCUAAUACUAUACCUCUACUAGGACACACUACCCUAUUCAAAGGGAGCUCGUGUAGGCAUUACCUCUUAAUCCGAAGGUUUAAAGGUCUUAAAACCUUAGCCUACACAUGUUUUGAAGUUUGGAUCAAGAGGAUUCAAAAUCAGUCCCAAAUUCGAUGGUAUCCCACAUAGCAUGAUAGCAAUGUGAGCUUCUUGUCUUGUAAAUUUUUGUUUUACAAAAUGUGAUGCUAUGCUUUCAUAAUGCUGUUGAGAUUUUUCAA
This is a messenger RNA of Corylus avellana, 1717 nucleotides long. Its product is annotated as 2-oxoglutarate (2OG) and Fe(II)-dependent oxygenase superfamily protein. The record is from RefSeq and is a predicted model, not a curated record. Gene Ontology annotation, biological process: collagen metabolic process. NCBI's taxonomy places the organism in Eukaryota, Viridiplantae, Streptophyta, Magnoliopsida, Fagales, Betulaceae. Gene Ontology annotation, molecular function: iron ion binding; L-ascorbic acid binding; oxidoreductase activity, acting on paired donors, with incorporation or reduction of molecular oxygen.